AUGGGAUUGGCCUUCCAUAAUGCUCUUCCAUUCAUCGGGUUCGGCUUCUUCGACAACUUCAUCAUGAUCGUCUGUGGGGAGUACAUUGACAGCACGCCCGGGGCUGUGUUAGGAAUAUCUACAAUGGCAGCUGCUGGGUUGGGGAACUUAAUCUCGGAUGUAGCUGGACUCGGAUCUGCAUCAUAUGUGGAGAGGCUCGCUGCAGCAGCUGGUGUGAGAGCACCCCCUCUCACACCCCCACAACUCGACAUGAGGUCAACGAGAUUUAUGUCAAGUUUUGGCAAGAUUUUUGGUAUUUCCUUAGGUUGUUUGAUUGGAAUGUUCCCGUUGUUGUUCUUCAAAGAUGAUGAGAAGAAAACAGAAGAAAAAUCAGAAAUUGAGUCAACAGAGACCUCCGAGAAAGCCUAGUGAGAAGUAGUGGAUAGGGAAAUAGCACCUCUCCAUCUUGCAGCAUUCACUACCAUCUGUUGGAACAGCAAUACUCACAGGCUUGUCACCAACAUGUGUUUGUGAACAUGGGACCUCUGGCUCUUUACUGCAGAAAAUUAGUUUUGCAUACUGUUGUGAAUUGGAAAGAAUGGCAAAAAAUGGAAAUGGUGUUUCAUUUCCGACUUAAGAUUACGUUUGUGGAGUUAUUCACUUAAAGGGAGAAUGAAGAUGGUAUUUUCAUUUGAUAUAAAUGUACACUUUGUAUAUGUAUUUAUGACUUUUAAUGCAGGUUAUCUGCAAAGUUAGCAAAGGGAGGUAAUUGUGUCAGACUAUUGGUUAAUGAUCAUUCAGUCAUCUAUCCAGUGAUGAUGGUGAUGAUGAUGAUGAUGAUGAUGAUGAUGAUGAUUGCGAUGGACUGACAAUGGUUGCAUGGAGUGGGGUAAUUGGUUUAAUCUUGAUUGUAUUGAGAAUAACAUGUUCGUUAUGAUGUCCAAGAUUUACAGUACAGAAUAACAAAAACAGUCAGUAUUCAAAAAUGAAAGGAUUUAUACCAGAUCUCAAAACUAUGAACCUGCCUCCAGUAUGAUAUUAACUUCUGUUGUUUUGUCUUUUUAAUUACCUAUUUAGGUUUUUAUAUGUUGCCAUGGCAACAUUACUUUUGUUAUGCUUACUAUACAGUAAUUUAGUCAACCGUGGUAUUUUAAAAUCAACAAGUUUAUGUGUUAAGAUAUAGCCAUGGAUGAAUUAUGUAUUGCUAUGCUACACAAUGCUGACACACAUGAAUUGGCUUCACUCAGUUCAAUAAACAGUAAUCUGAAAGUAGCAUUUCUCUAGACCGCAUGUAUGUAGACAGUGUUUUAAAAGCAUGUUUAUAGACAGUGCACUAGAAGUAUUUGGCUAGACAGUACUGUAACUCUUAGUGAAUCUAUAGACAGUACUUUAGAACAAUGACUCCACACAGUACUCCAGGAACGUAUCAUUUGACAGAACUCUAGAAGUGUGC
This is a messenger RNA of Haliotis rubra (blacklip abalone), 1432 nucleotides long. RefSeq names its product transmembrane protein 65-like. NCBI's taxonomy places the organism in Eukaryota, Metazoa, Mollusca, Gastropoda, Lepetellida, Haliotidae. The record is from RefSeq and is a predicted model, not a curated record. The coding region runs from base 1 to 408 and encodes 135 amino acids. The transcript has 6 exons. Gene Ontology annotation, cellular component: mitochondrion.